This is a messenger RNA of Pogona vitticeps (central bearded dragon), 1706 nucleotides long. The record is from RefSeq and is a predicted model, not a curated record. NCBI's taxonomy places the organism in Eukaryota, Metazoa, Chordata, Lepidosauria, Squamata, Agamidae.
AUGUCACUGUUCCAGCCCAAAUCCCAAAAUGCCAUCACAGUUGCUGUCUCCUCCCGGGUCCUGUUCGACAUGGUGGAAGAGAGGAAGAUCUAUGAAGAGCAAGGUGUGGAAAAAUAUGUGGAGUAUCAGCAGGCCAAUGAAAAUGUCACCCUGAAGCCAGGGCCAGCUUUUUCCUUCGUGAAGGCACUGGAACAAGUCAAUGCCCGACUUCGUGAAUUGUAUCCAGAGGAUGAAGAAUUGUUUGAUAUUGUGCUCAUGACUAAUAACCAUGCCCAAGUAGGGGUGAGGCUUAUCAACAGCAUUAACCAUUAUGGUCUGUUGAUUGAACGGUUCUGCAUGACGGGAGGGAAGAGUCCCGUUGGCUACCUGAAAGCAUACCUGACCAAUUUGUACCUCUCUGCUGACUCUGAAAAAGUCCAAGAAGCCAUUGAAGCAGGAAUUGCUGCUGCCACAUUGUUUACAGGGAAUAAGAAAAUUCCUUUUGAUGAUAAGCAGCUCCGGGUGGCCUUUGAUGGGGAUGCUGUACUGUUUUCUGAUGAGUCUGAGAUAAUUGUGAAAGAACAUGGCUUGGAUAGAUUUUUUGAGCAUGAGCAGCUGAACGAGAACAAGCCUUUGGCACAGGGUCCUUUGAAAGGUUUCUUGGAAGACCUUGGAAGACUCCAGAAGAAGUUCUAUGUAAAGAAUGAACGGUUGGAUUCUCCAAUCCGGACGUACCUGGUGACAGCCAGAAGCGCCGCCAGUUCUGGAGCCAGAGUGCUAAAGACCCUUCGUAGCUGGGGAGUGCAAAUUGACGAAGCCCUCUUUCUUGCAGGGGCACCCAAGGGACCCGUCUUGGCAAAAAUCAGGCCCCACAUUUUCUUUGAUGAUCAGAUGUUUCACAUAGAAGGAGCUCGGCAGCUGGGUACUGUGGCUGCACACGUCCCCUAUGGAAUUGGGCAGAAGUACCACAAAUCCAAACUCAAGGAAGGCCCUGCCAGUAAUUAGAUCCUUUGAACUUAGCUUUGAAUAGGCAGGGUUAAGUUUGAAAGUUUCAUGCUUGGACUCCUAUCAGGAUUAUAUUUGUGUGUGGACUGCACUGUUUUUACAAAUAUAAUUUUAGAAGAGUUUUUUUUUUACUAUAAACGUAAUUUUUAGAAGGAAAAACAGGACUAUUUAAAUAUCUACUCUUCAACAGAUUUCAUUUUUAAUUUCCACUUCUGGCUUGGCCUAUUUCACCACCACCACCAUUCAAAGAUACCUACCCAGUGCUACCUAAAUCAUUUUCUGUCUUCUACAGAAUUAUGAUAGCACAACACAGUGCUGUAGCAGCAGAGAAAUGAUGCCUAGUGUACAGCCGGCACAAGCAAUGGAAAUCUGUAUAGGUUUUUCUAUGUAUACCCAAUACAGACAAGACGGCUGUGCCUUGCUCACAAGCAGUGGGACUGCAGGAUCAAUUCAGUAGAAUACAAUCUAGAAUCAGAUCAAUAGUGUUGCCAUUUAUUGUCCCUGGGAUAUAAAUGGCACUCUUUCCAUGUUGUAACUCUGAAUAUAUUCUCAGUGCAUUAUUUCAAAUUAGAUACAGUAUGUUGUUAUUAAGAUUUCCCUUACAAUCCCCCCACCCAAAUAAAUUCACAGUAAACCCUUCAUCCUUUUCUAAGAAAGUGCUUUGCAAUAUUGACCUCUUUUUAAAACUAUUUGUCCAAUUUAAUAAAAAGUUUAAAGACAAA